AUGGUCCCAGUCACCAGUCCCGAAACCCUGCGAAGCUAUAGAAAUUCUGCACAGCUUGAGCAUAUCGGUAUCGUGCAGCGUCGGCAGCAGCAUAUUGUCAGGGAAAUGGAUAGCGAAUUCAAGUUCAUCAGAUGCCCUGUCGAGAGCUUCAUGAAAGCUUACCUGCCUUUUGUCCCAAAUGACAAGGAAACGCAAUAUUUUGUCCAGCAACUUUUACAGGGCACUUUAACGGGGGCUGUUAAUGCUUCUCAUUCCAGCGACGUAACUACACGGCCAGUGUUGUCUGUAUUAACGGGAAACGAGACAACUUUCGCUUUUCGAGAUUACCCACUCCAGAGCAAACGGGGGCGGCAGUCUAACAGCAAAAUCACCGUCUUUCGAGGAUGGGAGAAGAUUGCACAGACCAUUGGCAAUUUCGAAUAUCCUGGGGAACGAAAACGCAACAAAUUCAGCUACGUAAACAUUCCGAACAAGAGGAUAGCUUCCUCCAACCGAGGCUACAACAACAAAAUCGAUGCCGCAUUUGUUGCAGCCUGCGAUACGGACAAGCCGCUUCAGACGACCGACAUAGCUGUUGUAGUCGGGCACAAAGUCGCUGCGUCGCACAAUCGGCAAAACGCGUUACAUGUCGUCUCUUCCAAUGUUCAGAUCAUGAACGAAGACGUACGUCCCGCGUCGUAUCCUUUUAACUUAUCCACGAAUCCUAAACUAUUCAUUCAAAUCCUCAUUGCAUUUUUGUUUGCAACGGAAGAAGAGCUUGGCUACGAUUCAAUGGUGAAGCUCGCACCAGACGGAAACUACACAUUCAAGCUUCCACGUUUACCGGGAAGCGACGAGUUUCGGCUCUUUCGCACCGUAGAGGGCCUAUCGGUCUAUCAUUCGAACAUCAUCACUGGUCAAAUGACACGUGUUUAUAAAGUCGUUGAAGUCAGGGAAAACGGCGAAGCGUUUGGAGAUCCUCUCGUUUUGAAAGACGUGUGGCUCGACAGCUCUGCGAAGACGGAAAAAGAGAUACAGGACGCUAUUUUUACCGAUAUCGAACAAUUUUGGGAUUGCCCGGACGAACCGCCGGAAUUAAAAGGCUUCAAAGAAGCUCACAAAAAUAUUGUUAGCGAUGACAGCUAUAAGCAGUACUUUCUUCAGAUUGUCCUGGACUACAGCGGACAGAAAACCAAAAUACGAGUAGAAAGAGGAACUGAAGUCAGAGAUUUUUUCGACGCGGAGGAAGACCUUGCACCAGAUGCUCCGGUGACUGGUACCAAAUCACAAGAAUCGCAGUCUCAGAAUGAUCAGACGUUUGUAAACACACACCGAAUUGUUUCCCAACCACCAGCCCUUCCAGCUAUUCCGAGCGAGCAGAAGAGGCAAUAUCGCAUCCUUUUCAAGGAGAUUUGUAGACCUUCUGGACGGCUCGAAACCCUUGGAGAAGUGGUCAAUGUGCUAUCGCAAACCCUCAUCCCGCUCCAGCUUUUGUUUUGCGCGGGAUGGGUCCAUAGGGACAUUAGUUCUGGAAAUAUACUUGCUUUCAAGGAAAAUUUGGAGAGCAAGGGGCCGUGGCUGGCGAAGCUCUCUGACCUUGAAUAUGCCAAGACAUUUCCUCUGCCAAAUGGUUCAAAGCGUGCUGGAAAUCCAAAGACGGGGACGCCGUACUUCAUGCCUCUAGAGGUGAUGAUGUCGUCUUACCUCUUUUCUUCCGACCACGAUAAGAGAAUAACUGCAAUGGAGCAUGGCACACCGUCGUUUCCUGCACAUAAUUCACUUGACAUUGAAGAAGCGCGCUACUUGGAGAGAGGUGCGAAUCUGGAAAGGAAAGCUCAGGAAACACCUGCGAUUGCAGAGACCGGUGUCGCCCAUAAUUUCCAACAUGAUUUAGAAUCAAUAUGGUGGAUUCUUUUCUGGAACAUAUGCUGCCGCCUUGACCCAGAGCAAUCGACACCAUCUCUGCAGAAUUUUGGCAAAGCCAUUUUCAUAAACGAGAUCAAGCCUUCUAAUGCUCGAAUCCAUUGCAUCACCAAAACCUCAUUCGGAGAAUCCAUCAUAGCUAAUGCCCCGAAGUCGAUUUAUUCCUUUGUCUCUUUACUCUUCGUUUUGAGGGAGGAUCUUUACCAGGACUACAUCGAGCGUGGUCGCGAAGGCGCAUACAAUGAUGUCGGAUCGUAUGCCAAAAUCCACGACAGAUUCCUCUUUUUGUUUAAAAUAUUCAACAAGCAGGCGACCGCAGCUCAGGACCUAGUCGGCAGCAGUGGAAGAGACUUGCAUUGGUCGGAGCUUUCUUUAUUGGUGAAAAAUUUUAGCAGCCUUGUGGCAGAAGGAUCUGCGGUGGGCAAACCGGAGCGUAAGCGUCCUCGAUCCGAUGAAGACCAUAUCGACUCGAGGGAGGUAGCCAGCGAGGUCAGAACCAAAGCCAAGCAACCUAGGAAAAAGUGA
Molecule: messenger RNA, 2427 nt
Organism: Psilocybe cubensis
Lineage: Eukaryota; Fungi; Basidiomycota; Agaricomycetes; Agaricales; Agrocybaceae
Exons: 7
Coding region: 1-2427 (808 amino acids)
Source: RefSeq, a predicted model, not a curated record